Messenger RNA from Cornus florida, 5414 nucleotides. RefSeq lists its product as uncharacterized. NCBI's taxonomy places the organism in Eukaryota, Viridiplantae, Streptophyta, Magnoliopsida, Cornales, Cornaceae. The transcript has 2 exons. Bases 135 to 1490 code for a protein of 451 amino acids. The record is from RefSeq and is a predicted model, not a curated record.
UCCUGGAAGAUACUCCCUUAUCCUAAAACAAUAUACCCUCCAAAAGAGAGAAGCGAUGGAAGAAAACCAAACACUCGUCUUGGUGUCCCAACAAUCUUCUCUCACAUGACACCACUCAUUUCCUCUAGACAACAAUGAAUUCACUCUGCAAUUCAAUUCAUAACUUCUCUCUCAAACCCUUAUCAUCUUCUUCUUCUCUGUUAACCUCUCCUCUCCUCCCCCACAAAACCCAGUUCCACAUUCUCACUCCAACCACAAAAUCCAAAACUUCUCCUCUUUGCCUCAUAUACAAAAUCCCCUCCUCGGCUCUACCCAAAUGGCAAAUCAAAGCCAUGUCCGACAUCGACAUCGACAUGGUGAGGAACAAAGAGGGGGUUUACGCGGCAAAACCCAGGAAAGUGGUGGUCCUCUGGGAUCUAGACAACAAGCCACCCCGCGGCCCGCCGUACCAGGCGGCGAUGGCCCUCAAACAGGUGGCGCAGCAGUUCGGCGAGGUCGUCGACUUCUCCGCCUACGCCAAUCGCCACGCCUUCGUCCACCUCCCCCAGUGGGUCCUCGAGGAACGCCGCCAGCGCCGCCACCAAGACGUCCUCGAGCGGAAGGGCGUCGCGAAGUCGCCGGAACCCUACGUCUGCGCCGUGUGCGGCCGCAAGUUCUCAACCAAUAUGGACCUCAAGAAGCACUUCAGGCAAUUGCACGAGCGUGAGCGCCAGAAGAAGCUGAAUCGAAUGAAAUCGUUGAAGGGCAAGAAACGACAGCGUUACAAGCAAAGGUUCAUAGAUGGUAACCGCAAGUACAAUGAGGCUGCGAGGACUUUGGUCACUCCCAAGGUUGGGUAUGGACUUGCCUCCGAGCUGAGGCGUGCCGGGGUUUAUGUGAAGACAGUGGAAGAUAAGCCACAGGCGGCAGAUUGGGCUUUGAAGAGGCAAAUGCAGCAUAGUAUGAGUAGGGGGAUUGAUUGGUUGUUCUUGGUUUCCGACGAUUCAGAUUUCUCAGAGAUGUUGAGGAAGGCAAGGGAGGCCAAUUUGAGGACUGUGGUUGUGGGUGAUGGCCACAGGUCAUUGGGGAGGAAUGCUGAUUUGUGGGUUCCGUGGAUUGGGAUUGAAAACGGGCAGGUUUCAGCUGAAGAGUUGGUGGCUAGGAGCCGGAGGAGAAGUGACUACAUUGUUGGUGAUGCUGAUGAGCCGUUUUCGACGACACAUUUUGACUUUGACGGGAGAGUUAGUGCAGAAAGGAAUUUAGAUAGUGUAAUGGACCAACUUGUCACGACAAGUAGGAACUUUGAUGGGGUGAGAACUUCAGCAUUUUCUGAGGGGGAAGAGGAAGAGGAAGACUGGACAAGAGGGGUAAUGAAUCAGGAAGAUAAUGGCCGGAUUCGGGUUCACCAAUCUCGUGGUGGUGGUGAUGAUGAUGAGGAGGAUGAUGAUGAGGAUGAUUUUCUGUUGGAUAGUGAUGAUGAGGAAACAGAAGAAGAUGAGGCAUACUUUUGAUAUAAAAAGAAGAAGUUGAAUUAAGGCAAACAUGAUUAAGUUGUGUUUUGGGGAAAAUUCGAAUUAUAAUAGAGUGUCUGUUCAUCAUUUAAAGGUUACAUUUGAGAAAAUUGAGAAGAGAUGGAAGUCCUGAAGAAGUGGCUAUUGCAAUCGUUUAGUUAUUAGGGAUGAUGAACUUCAAAUGCUCUAAAAUGUACGGAUUUGGUGGUUUGAUUUUUCUCUGAAUAUGCACAAAAUGUCAAAGACCAAAAUUUUCUGAUGGGCUGGCUGCAUUUUGGAAGGCCAAAUUGGUUUUCUCAACAAUGAUGGUAUCCUCUCACCAAAUUAAUUUGCCCUUUUAAUACGUCUUUGUGAAAGUUGACACUCACAGUAUUUUGAUCCAGAAAUGGUACAUGCUUUUCCGAUGUUUUAGUUUUGUGCUGCUUAAAAACUUUAGGCUUUAGCCAUGUUCCGCCAAUUUGUAUAGGAACAUGAGAUUUAGUAUGGCCUUGCCCUCUACCAGGACCUUUCUUGUAUUAUUGUGUUUACCUUCUGUUUAGUGCCAGGUUGUUGAAAGCGAGAUGUAGGAUCACUAAGAGUUUUCAGGGUUGGAUCUUAGGAUCGAAUUGUAAGAUUUUGUAAAACGACAAUAAUUUUAAAAGUACACCAGAAACAAGUCUAAAGCUCUUAAAAGAAUAUAAAACAAUAAAGACAAAAAUUUGAAACAUAUAAGAUUUUAAAGAGGAGCACAUCAACACCCACACAAAUAAGAAGUUUAUUAGCACCAAAAAGUUUAAUUUUCUCACAACUAUCUGUGAUAGCAUGUUACAAUAUUAUAUGUGAAAUGUAAGGUUAAAAAAAUCAAUUUACUUAUAAAAAAUACUCUGUUUGAAUAUGUUCAGGCCAUUCAGGCAUGAGAGGGUCUGUAACUAAGUCUAUGCCAUAGGGGAAAAGCAAAAAAAAGUGCUAAAAUUUGUGUAGAUAAGAGAAUGAUUGGUUUGGGAGGAUAAAAAUCAAUUGAUUGAAGUAGUGUUUUAAAGUAAAAUCUUAUGACCCUUUCCGUUAGUUGUUGGAGAAAAACAACCAAUUAAAAACAAAGAUGAAGAAAGGGAAGGAAACAAUCAAACUCAUACUAUUCAAAAUUAGGAAUGGAGUCAUGGACUGGCCUAAAUUUGUUGGUGAAAUAGACUAAUAGUUACUAAUUUAAAGCGGAUUAGAAGUACUCUUGCAGUGUCAAAGUGGGAAAAAAAUGGAUAUAAAAUUCUUGCUUAUGGCGUCUAAAUGUGUUUUUGUCUUUGUUCUGGAAUUAUUAUGUUAUUGGGUUUAAUUGACCACUAAAAGGAACACAAAAAUAACAUUAUAAGGUGUACAACAAGAUUGAUAGAUUUUAUGGAUCCUGCGAUCUUAUAGUGAUUUUUUAAGGAUUCUACCCUAGUUUUUUAUCGUUAUUUGUUUAAUUUUUUUUUGUGUGAUUGGAAUCAAUACAGUAUUUUUGGAUAAAAAGAUAAUUGGAUAUUAGAUCCAAAAUGAGAUUUUAUCAACCAAGGUAGUAGUAUCAUGCUCACUGCCUAUGUCUUGAAAUUGUGCUAGAACUUUUAGCCAUUUGCAGAACUACCCUUUCAGAAGAUAAAUUACGUGUUUUUAUUCAGAAUUCUAUGGGGAAGGCCAAAUUGGUUUUCUCAACAAUGAUGGGCAUAUUUUCACGGUGCAACCAUAGAAAUAAUAUAUCGAUCGUUAUGUUUGGAGCUCACCAACUCAGUUAUGGACCAAUUUAUUUGUGAGCACAAAAUUCACAGGAACAACAAAAAUUAAGGUCUGGGCAUAUUAGACCACAAUUUUCUCCCCUUUUCAGUUUUUAAUUUCUUAAACUCUUUUCUGGGACUCCCAAACUCAUAUUGGAGGUUGGAUCUGCUAAUUCAGAGGUUGGAACAAUAAGAUCUAAGGGUUAUUUUUCAAAUCUACGCUAUUAGGUCUUUCAAAUAUGCCAUCUGAGUCUUCAUUUUUUUUUUUUUUUUUUUUUUUUCCUUAAAAAAAAAAAAAAUAAUAAUCUUCUGAGGCUAAGGUGUGGGCAUUUUGCACCUCAAUUUUCGUGCUUCAUUUACUUUCUUAAAGUCUCUUCUGAGUUCUGAGACUCCUUAACUCACAUUGGAAGUUGGAUCUGCUGAUUUAAAGUCCGAACAAUAAGAUCUAAGGGUUAAUUUUGAAUUCUAAGCUAUUAGGUCUAUCAGAUAUGUCAUUUAAGUCUUUUGUUUUUAUGGUUUUUUUUUUUGUUUUUUCCUUUGUGUAUACUUGUAUAGCAUGAAUAUCUUAUGAACAUAUAUGCAUAGAUAUUUAUUUGGAAGAUUAGGAUCAUCAAGAGAAUGCACAUUGUGGGUUGAUUUAUAGGAUUAUGAGAGAGAAUAACAUAGAAAUCCCACCCUCCCAGGUGGACUGGGCUAGGAUGGAGGCUGAGGCUGACUUAGAGAGAGAGAGAGAGGCACUGUAGAGAUCAUCAUAGACUCGAUGGGUUCAAGGCCUAAUCCUGGGUUAAACUACGUCUAACUAUCUAAUAAAUGGUCUAGAAAUCUAGAAUUAUAGUUUAUGGGAUCUUAGAGGUUGGGGUGAUGUCUAGCAUUUCAGGUAAGGUGAAGGGACCUUGAGAUCAAGGUGAGAUGUGGAGGGACCUUGAGAUCAAGGUGAGAUGUAAGUGGACCUUAAUGUUAAGGUCUGCUAUGAAAAGGACCUUGAUGUUUGCUCAUUCCAUUGUUCUGUUAAUCAAGAAGAUAUAUGUUAGUUUUCUUUUUGGGAGGUUGUUGACGGAUGAUUUCAGAGCCAUGCUACUCCAUUGUGUGUUUGCCUGUAACUGUUUUAAAAGUGACCAUCAUAAUUCUUGAUUUCCUCUUGAAAGAAACCCGGAGAAUUUCUUAAGAUCAUAUAAUAUGUCAUGAUUGUUCUCUCUCUCUCUCUCUCACAUUAGGAUUCCAUUAUGUCACUACUAUAUGGCAGUCUGUGAAUGUAGCUUAAUGAUUGGUCAUUCAGUCAUAUGGAAGAUUUCUUUUUUACUUUUAUUCUCUUUUUCCGUUCAAAAUGACCCAUUUGAUGUUUAGUAGUUGUCAAUCGAUUGAAAUGGUGAUGAAAAAAUGUGGUGUUAUUUAUUUAUUCUUUACUAUGGAGUUCUAAACUGUUAUGGACAACCAUUAAAUAGAUAUAGGUGUUAUGUUAUGAUAUAGAUGACUACUCCACAUAUGCUAAGAAUGCCACUACUAAUGCUGAAUGUUAGUACCGCCCUGUGUGGGGGGUAUAAACUUAGGCAUCAUGUUUGCUCUCGUACACGAGCAUAUAUCAAUACCUUUUCAACAAUAUGUCUAUAAUAUUUAAUAGAACUCCAUUAGAGUUCUAUUAUAGGUAUAAACCAAGAUAUUGCUAUGGAUAUGGAAGCUGCCCAAAAUGCCAUUGUUAUACUGACAGAUUAUAGCCCAUUAUAUAUUCUUUUCAGUUGUUUGAAUAGUUAUUUUCACAAGUUGCAAUUUCUGUUGGAUGAAGCAUUUAAUGUUACAAUUGUGACAUCAUUACACAAUUUUGUUGAAGCUUUUGCAUGAUAUGUUUUUAAUGUUUUAUCAACAUGUGGAAGGCUGACUUUUCCCCCCAGAGUUGCCCUCUUAAAACAUUUGAAGAAAGCUGCCUUUGUCAUAUUUCGGAUCAAAGAGUAACAACUGAGGAAGGCUGCCUUGUCAUUUCAUGUAGUAGAAACCAGAGGCUCAACUACGGUUUUUUUUUUUUUUUUUUUUCGUUUGAUUCAGUUUGGAAGCUUUUAUUGGGCUUGAUUUAAUUUUUGAGUCUUUAUUUGAGUAAUCAUGGAUUUUUUUAUGAAAUGUAUAAUGUAUUUACAUCUUCGAUUUCGUUCAGUUGUAUUGUAUUCUUUAUGGCAGAACAUUGAACCAUUAUUUAAUGUUACUGUUUGUAGGA